CGUUGUAAUGACGAAGUGAAGUCAAAGCCCAAACUGUCUGCCCUCGAAUUCUCUUCCUUCUCUCCUCCUCGUCCAUUGUUUGAGAUUUUGGAUUGACGGGGACCACAUGUUUCCCGUGAUUUAUCUGAACUGGUUAGAAAUGGUAACAUUCUGAAGGUGUGGAGAGUGCGUCCAGUUCCGCCGACGACCCCCCACCCUGCCGGCGCCCUGUAGGAUGUGAUGUCACAGCCGCGCUCCCCUCUUCCUGUCCUGCAGUGUGUGUGUGUGAGUGGGGAGCGUGUCCCACCCGCACGACAGACGGGACAUGUUUGAAAUGAAACCCCGGAGUGAUAAUAAGGAGUCCAGCACCGAGACAGUGAAGCCCUCCUCCCUCCCUUCCUCGUCAGAUGAGGGCAGCAGCGGUAAGGCGCGUGGAUCCGGCUCGCUUGGCUCUGGCUCUGGGUCUGGCUCUCUCUACCUGUAUGACAGCCAGGACUGGGUCAUCUCUCCCAGCUGCUCCCCAGACGAACCCACCAACGCCAUCUCCCCCAUGCUGGCAGAGGAGACCUUCCGCUACAUGACCUAUCUCGCUCUGGAGCCCUCCUCCUUCUCCCACCCUGCCUCUCACGGCCUCUCCAAAGUCCUCAGCGGGGAGCGGGUGGAGCAGAUGACCAGGACCUACAAUGACAUGGACGUGGUCACGCACCUGCUGGGCGAGCGCGACCGGGACCUGGAGCUGGCGGCUCGGAUUGGUCAGUCCCUGCUCCAGAGGAACCAGCUGCUCCAGGAACGCAACGAUUCCCUGGAGGAGCAGCUAGCGCAUGCUCUGGACCAGGCGCACCAGCUGCAGCACGAGCUGGGGCAGAAGGAGGAGCUGCUGCGCAUGGUGGCCAGCGGGGAGGAGGAGAGCGAGACCGACUCCAGCUGCUCCACGCCGCUGCGCCGCCACCAGCCACCGGGGGGCGCCCUGGCACUCAGCCAGCUGGAGAGCCUGCAGGGGAAACUGUCCGAGCUGGAGGAGGAGAACAUGACCCUGCGCUCCGAGGCGUGUCACCUGAAGAACGAGACGGUCACCUACGAGGAGAAGGAGCAGCAGCUGGUCAGCGACUGUGUCAGGGAGCUCCGCCAGUCCAACAGUCAGAUGGUGGGCCUGUCGGACGAGCUGUCCAAGAAGAACGAGGAGGUGCUGAGGCACCAGGAGGAGAUCUCGGGCCUGCUCUCCCAGAUGGUGGACCUGCAGCACCGCGUCAAAGAGUUGGCUCUGGAGAAAGAGGAGCUGAGGAUUCACCUGCAGGCUUCCAAAGAUGCCCAGAGACAGCUGACUGCUGAGCUGAACGAGCUGGCUGACAGGAAUGCGGAGUGUGUGGGCAUGCUGCAGGAGUCCCAGGAGGAGAUCAGGGAGCUGCGGAACAAGAACACCCCAGCUGCAGGCCUGCGCAGACACCUGCCCUACGGCCUCUACCCCAUGGACUCUCUGGCUGCGGAGAUCGAGGGCACCAUGAGGAGAGAGAUGAGUGUGGAGGAAGACACUGCUUUUCAGGACCAGAAGGUUUCCCAGAAGCGCGUGUUUAAGACCGUGCGCUCCGUCAACGAGUCUGUGGAGCGUCUGGCGGGGGUGGCCACGCCCCCCAUCCCGGGCUCUGGACGCAGCUGCCUAGUGAUGACCGCCCAGCCCUUCCAGUCCAGCCAAUCGCAAGACGCCAACCGAGAGGAGGUGAGGCUCGGCCAACCCGGCGCCCCGGGGGGGAAUGACCUCGUGUCCGCCCUGCACCGCCUGUCCCUGCGCAGGCAGAACUUCCUGUGCGAGCGUCAGUUCUUCCAAUCGGAGCGGGACAGGAAGCUGCAGGCCAUGGGGGCGGUGGAGUCGGACGCGGAGGGCAGCGGCUGCAGCUCUCCGAUGGGCAGCUUCGUGUCCUCCUCCACCAACCUGUCGGAGUUCUCCGUGUCCUCCAGCUGUUUCAAGACCUUCCUGCCGGAGAAGCUGCAGAUUGUCAAACCUAUGGAGGGCUCCCUGACUCUGCACCACUGGCAGCAGCUGGCCAUGCCCCACCUGGGCACCAUCCUAGACCCCCACCCCGGCGUGGUCACCAAGGGCUUCCGCCCGUUGGCCCAGGACGCCGAGUACCGCCUGACCGACCUGGAGGAGGACGAGGAGGACGAGGAGAAGAAGAAGGGGUCCUGGGAGAAGGAAGAGAGAGAGGAGGAGGAGGAGGGAGGGAUCACCUUCAGAGUGCAGAGUUCGUCCACGCCGGAGGAGAAGAGGGAGAGAAAGCGUUCUCCCUCCCCUGUCCCCGCCCCUGCCCCGACCCCGCCCCUGGCUCCUCCUCCCCCGCCGGCCUGCCUCAACCUCCCCACCUCUGACCUCAUUGUGACCCCUGCCCCUGCCGACAUCAUCAGGACCUCCACCGCCCUCUCGCCUCAGUGCAUGCCCGCAACAACCCUUGCCUGCGUCCAGUCACAGAGUCUGAUGACCACAUCGAUGACGACCACGUACUCGGGUCAACACCCGGGGAAAUGCCAGAGCUCCACAUCCUCCACCUACACCUUCACCACCUGUCGCAUCCUGCACCCUACUGACAUCACCCAGGUCACCUCCAGCUCCCACUGUCAGCCCUCGUUGUUGGACCACACCCCCAGCUCCAUGAGGACCGGCCCCAGCACCCCGGUGACCCCCUGCAGGCUGAGCCUGGGCGAGUCCUUCCCCCCUCGCCGCCCCGCCGCACCCCCCGGCGGCCUGGCCAAGCUCGUGCUGGAGAAGGGCAUCUCCGCCCAGGUCUCCGCCGACAGCCCCCGAGCAACAGCAGGCUCCGCUCCCCCCAAACCCUCUCCCCCCCCCCUGUGCCCGCUCCUCGGCACCCCUCCCGACUCGCCCCCCCGCUCCCCCGUGCCCUUCCGGCCCCGCCCCGUCCCCGCCGACAACUUCCUGGCGUCGCGCCCGGCGGAGCUCUUCCUCCAGGACGUGUACGGCCUGCGGCUGGGGCGCGCCCCUCGCCCCGACCUGCCCAGCCCCUCCGCCGACCCGCCCGCCCUCGGCCACGCCCCCCACAAGCCCGGGGCCAAGCCCGACCCCAUCAACCUGGUGGAGAGGCUGCGCAGGCUGGGAUUGGUCAAGGUGCUCCGGGGGAGGGCCCCGGAGGGCCCGCCCCGCCAGGACUCGUCCACCCUGGUGGCGGCCGGCGGAGGCAGCCUGCUGGACGGCCUGAGGAGGAACCAGAGCCUCCCGGCCAUGAUCGGAGGGCGGGGGGGGGCGUCCGUCGGCAGCCCCGCCCAAUCGGGCCCGCCGCCGCCCCACCCCACCUCCCUCGCCAUCCCCCCGCCCCCCUGGGGCAACCUGAGGGAGCCUCGCGCGGUCCGCCGGCCCGCCUCCCUCUCCCACGUCCCUCCCACGUCGCCCGGCCCGCUCAAACGCUGACGUGGACGGGGGCAGCUACAGGGAGGCCAGCGCUGACUGAACAGGCAUCACCAUCCCCCCCCAUCCUUCCCUCUUCUUUCAGACUGACGGGUGGAGGAGGUGAGGGCCGCCUAAGGAGGAGCUUUAAACCACCUUGUUUUUUUGGAAAGCACAACAUUGGUGGACUUGAGGUUUGCAUCGAUGUCAGGGUGUGUGUAAUGUACGUGUGUGUGUGUGUGUGUGUGUGUGAAGACUUUUACGAAGCCUUAGCUUGCCUGUUAGUGGGUAACUCUACUGUUCCUAACGCCCCUGUCCCCUGGGAGGGUGGAGCCCUCUCCCGGUCGCUCUAGUCUUCUCUGAGGCUCUGGAAGCUCUGGACGGAUUUGAGAUGGAGGGAGGAGAAAGGAUCAAAGCAAGUUGAAGAAGGUUUGAGAAAGGGAGAGAGGGAUGAAUUGGAGUGAGAGGAGGAGGAUGAGGAGGAGGACAGCCACGGCAGGUGUGUUAUUCCAGGAAGAGAGACGGAGGGAGAGAGAGAGGAGAGGGAGCAUCCAGAGCCUCACUACUUAAAGGGCUUAUCCUCUGUGCCGAACAGAAGCUAGUUUUGGAGCCGGUCUACCAUCUAAGCCCCUACUCUCAUCAGUCUGACCAGACCUGAUCUGAUUGGCGGAUACACUGGGGGUGUUGGCCCUAAUUCACCCUCUGAUUUGACUGACUUUUAAGUGCCAUAUUGUGCACACCCGUCCAAUCCAAUUAGAUCUCCCAAAGUGCAUUUUGAGGGGGGGUCUUAGAUGGGGAUCUUAGAGCGGCCUGUAGUUGUUAGCUAGCAUCAGUAGUUUGUUUGUUAUCUCCAACCUACUGUAGGAACCAGGCUGGUACCCAUGCACCUUAUUGCCGGGACAGAGUAAGAUUUGGUGAACCCUUUGCUUUGCUGUUGUCAAGUGACUUUGCAAUACCCCCUUCCAUUAGUGUCCCCCAUGGCAUUUUCGAAACUGCCUGCUUCUUGCCUACAGUUCCCAGCAUGCACCUGCAUCCUCUGCCAGGAAGUGGGGCCAUGCUGAAUGCGAAGCGGGGGAAUGAAACCGGUUGCGACUUAGUUGGGUGUUGUUGUCCUCGUCUGACUCUCCUUUCCUUCAGGUCUUUUUUUAAGGAAGUGGUGUGAGCCUUAAAGGGGAAGCCAGCACUGUUUAAACAGGAUGUUUUUGUUAAGCCAUGUUUGUAUAUGAAAUUGCAGGCACUUAAUAGGAUUUGUAAGCUAGUUUGUUGUUUUGGAGGAAGUGCAAGUGGGGAAUUCCCACUGACUUUGGACCUAUCUGUUAAAGGGAAGUGCCACAGUUUUUUCCAUUGCCAGUCACCUUAUCUCAGGCCCAUGGCAUGUUCAGGUGCAGUCAUAUGCAGUCAUAUGCAGUCAUAUGCAGUCUCAUCCAGGGAGAACGACCUCUGACAGCCUCAGUUCUGAUCUUGGGCUCCGUCGUUAUGGGAGGGUCACUUCAAGGGCACGUGUGCUACUCAUAUUUACCACUAGAGGGAGGAGACGGGUUAGCGAUUUGGCUGGAGCAGCAACAAGAAAGAGGAGGUUGGGUUCAGGCUAUGCGAGCGACCUUGACCUUCAACCCCGGUUUGACCUCCCUCUCUGAUGCUCUGUGCUGACUGGGCCUUUCCUGUCAUCUACUGCACUUUUUAUUAAUUUACCUAGAUAUGAUUUACUGCUUACACAUGGGUAUGAUAUUACUGACAAAUGUUAAUAUAAGGCUAAUUUAGCAUCACUUAAUGUAGCGUAUAGUUUAUAACCAUGAAUGCCAUUUAGCAUUUCAUUUGGAGAUUUUAAUAUAUUAUGCUUUUGUGUUUGUUUGGAGACUUACCCCGUCAAAAAGGGAUUCCAUGACUACAUUUCUUAGCUCUCAGUUCAAACCGAAACUCUCCAGACAAUUUUUAGGAAAUGAAAUGCUGUUUUGGUUUGUUUGUGUGUACAGUAUAUGUGUUGUAAUAAUGGCACUGACCUAUUUCAUGAUUAUAAGCUUCCUGUUUGAUAAUGAGUGAUAUUUUUGGAGAUGCAGGGAGGGGAUGGGAUAUGUGGCCACUGUUUAUACCACUGAACAGCACGGCCCAUUCAUACAGUUGUUUGGCACCCAGCCCUGGUUGAUGAUGCCACAUGGUGGUGGAUAAUGGAUGUUCUGUGACAGUGGACAACGUUAUGACUUCAUGCCUCAGCCUCUUUUGCCUGCCCUUUGUAAAAUACUCACAUGACUGUCCUUUUGUUGCUUCUUUUUUAUUAAAGUAAAUAAAAACAA
Molecule: messenger RNA, 5658 nt
Organism: Osmerus eperlanus (European smelt)
Lineage: Eukaryota; Metazoa; Chordata; Actinopteri; Osmeriformes; Osmeridae
Gene: trak2
Product: trafficking protein, kinesin binding 2
Exons: 17
Coding region: 305-3391 (1028 amino acids)
Biological process (GO): anterograde axonal transport of mitochondrion; protein targeting; neurogenesis
Cellular component (GO): mitochondrion; dendrite; cytoplasmic vesicle
Molecular function (GO): GABA receptor binding; myosin binding
Source: RefSeq, a predicted model, not a curated record